Sesamum indicum (sesame) is the source of this 2872-nucleotide messenger RNA. It is a transcript of the gene LETM2, whose product is annotated as LETM1-like protein. Gene Ontology annotation, cellular component: mitochondrial inner membrane. Gene Ontology annotation, biological process: intracellular monoatomic cation homeostasis. NCBI's taxonomy places the organism in Eukaryota, Viridiplantae, Streptophyta, Magnoliopsida, Lamiales, Pedaliaceae. Gene Ontology annotation, molecular function: calcium ion binding; ribosome binding. The record is from RefSeq and is a predicted model, not a curated record.
ACAACUGAAUAAGUUAGCAACGGAAUUAUAGCAACUCCUCUCCCUCACUCAUGCUCUAAACAUAAUCAACCUUCUACAAUGCUCCGACAAAUCUUUUUGACCCAAAUUCUGAUUUCAGGAAAAUCUUAGGAAAUAAAAGUGUCAUUUUUUCUGAUUGAUCGCUUCUUGCAUUCUCAGCGUGAAUCCCAUUGCUGCCAAGCAGUCGUCAUUAUCGGUAAUAUUGGGAUAUGCUACCUUAGUUAUAUUCAAAUUCCUUUAUAAUGGCUUCAAGAGCAAUAUUGCAAAAGAACAAGUGUCUACUUGAUUCUGUUAAGCGUCCCCACCACUUGGUUCAACGGUUUUUAUGUUCUGAUCGUGGAAAAUUGUUGGGGAAUCCCGAUUCACAGCUCCGGAGCUGGCCUAGUUCUUCAUCUUCAGGUGAGCACUCUGGAGAGAAAGAAGAUUCAUAUUCUCUGACCAAACAUGAGACACAACGUAGUUUGGCAAAAAAGUACUUGGGGAAUAAUUUUUUUGCUCUUCCAACAUUGCACCGUGAGAUUGGAAUACAUGGGGAAUUUAAUCCUUUGGGAUUUAGGUGGGCAACAGAGUAUGUACGUUAUCUUUCAACCGCUGCGGCAGGUCAACCUGAAUUAGGAGGUGGUGAUGAUAAAAAUGAAGAACAAGCUAUGAAACAGAAGAAGGAACCUUCAGCGGAAGAAUGUGACCAAGCAGUUGAAGGUUUGAGCUCUAUCAAAGCCAGAGCUGAAGCCAAAGCCAAGCAGUUGCAAGAUUCCCAGAAGGGUGCUAAUUCUAUACUGAAGAGGAUUUGGGCUAUGGUUUUAGGAAUUGGUCCAGCUUUGCGAGCUGUUGCCUCUAUGAGCAGGGAGGAUUGGGCAAAAAAGUUGCAGCACUGGAAGGAGGAGUUUAAAUCUACAUUACAGCACUACUGGUUGGGUAUAAAGCUACUAUGGGUUGAUGUUAGAAUAAGCCUGAGGCUAUUGUUAAAACUUGCUAGUGGAAAGAGUCUAUCCAGGAGGGAAAGGCAACAGCUCACACGAACAACAGCCGACAUUUUCAGGCUUGUUCCUUUUGCUGUCUUCAUUAUAGUUCCAUUCAUGGAGUUCUUGCUGCCAGUAUUCCUGAAAUUGUUUCCCAACAUGCUACCAUCGACCUUCCAGGACAAGAUGAAAGAACAGGAGGCCCUGAAAAAGAGGCUAAAUGCGAGAAUAGAGUAUGCGAAGUUUCUUCAAGAAACAGUCAAAGAAAUGGCGAAGGAAGUUCAGAGCUCAAGGAGCGGGGAAAUAAAGAAAACAGCUGAAGAUCUUGAUGAAUUCAUGAACAAAUUUGACCAGGUCAGGACGGGGGCACAUGUAUCUAAUGAAGAUAUUUUGGGCUUCGCCAAGUUGUUUAAUGAUGAGCUCACUUUGGAUAAUAUCAGCAGACCCCGGUUGAUGACCAUGUGCAAAUAUAUGGGUAUCAGUCCUUACGGUACUGAUGCAUACCUUCGCUAUAUGCUUCGGAAAAGACUUAACAAGAUAAAGGAUGAUGACAAGAUGAUUCAAGCUGAGGGCAUAGAAUCCCUUUCGGAGGAGGAGCUACGCCAAGCAUGUCGAGAGCGUGGGUUGCUUGGACUCCUCUCUGUUGAUGAAAUGAGAAAACAGCUUCAAGAUUGGCUGGACUUGUCCCUCAAUCAUUCAGUACCCUCAUCUUUAUUGAUUUUGUCUAGAGCAUUCACUGUCUCUGGUAAAGUGAAGCCUGAGGAAGCUGUUCAAGCUACGCUCUUAUCUCUGCCUGAUGAGGUGGUGGACACGGUUGGAGUAACAGCUUUGCCAUCCGAAGAUUCUGUCUCUGAAAGGAGAAGGAAGUUAGAGUUUCUGGAAAUGCAAGAAGAAUUAAUCAAGGAGGAGGAAGAGAAAGAGGAGGAGGAGCAGGCUAGGUUGAAGGAAUCAGUCUCCGGGCAGAAGGAUGUGGCCUUGGAAGAGAUGGUAAAGGCAACCGCAAAAGAAGCAGAAGAACGUGAAAGGGCAAAAACUUUGGAUAAGAGAGAGCAACUUUAUCAGCUCAGUCGUGCAUUGGCUGUAUUAGCAUCUGCAUCAUCUGUGAGGAGGGAGCGUGAAGAGUUCUUAAGACUUGUUAACAAAGAGAUAGAGCUAUACAAAAACAUGGUAGAGAAAGAGGGUACUGAUGGAGAAGAAGAAGCCAGAAAGGCAUAUAAGGCAGCUAGAGAGGAAAGUGAUCACGCUGCCGAGAGGGCCGCUGGCCAUGAAGUAUCUUCAGCACUCAUAAACAGGGUUGAUGCUAUGCUCCAAAAGCUUGAAAAGGAGAUUGAUGACGUAGAUGCAAAAAUUGGCAAUCGGUGGCAGUUGCUCGAUAGGGAUUAUGAUGGCAUAGUGACUCCUGAGGAGGUUGCAGCUGCUGCUAAGUACCUGAAAGACACCUCAGAUGAGGCUGGAAUUCAAGAACUUAUUGAAAAACUGUCGAAGGAUAGAGAGGGAAAAAUUCUUGUGGAAGAUAUUAUCAAGUUAGCCAACGAAGAAGAAGAAACUGAAAAUGCUGAAGGAGGAAAAGCAUAACAAGAAAUUGAUGAUCAGUCUCUCCGGAUCAGUAUCUUCUCUCAACUAUUAAUUUUUUUCCGAGUCAGUUGACAUCUAUCAACAGCUACAUAUGGUUUGAAACUUUUUGGGCGAAUUUUUCCAUUUUUGCCACUCAAUUAAAGGAAAUGAUAAUGUCUAGGUUUGACAGAUAAAUAAACAUUAUCUGUUGCACAAUCUAGGAAAUACGAGCAACUGAUGUCUAAACAAGCAACAUGGUUAAGGCAUAACUCUGUCUAUCUACGUUGCUAUUCUUUGUAUAUGUUUUAUCUAGAUCCAAUAUAUAGCAAUUAUUGUCUUCU